AGUAGAAAUGGUGGUGGGUGAAAUUUUUAAAAAAAUGGGUGAAAUGGUGGAAAUUGUAUGUUCAGGAAGAAGAUGGAAUAGUAAAAAUUGCUUAUGGUGUCAAAUGCAAAGUUAGCUUGUAAAAUACGAAGUAAUAAUUAAAAAAAAAAAAGUUGUAUAUAUUUACAUUAUUGUCCUUUUUUGUUACUCAAAAUUGCGUAAUCGGGGCUUGACCCUAUUUUACCGUUUUCUAUUUUUUUUUUUGAAAUAAUUUUACCAUUUGCUAUUUGUUACUCUGAUUGCGUAUAUCAUAUUAUUACACAGUGUCAUAGGUUAGACUUUUAAAGAUGGAGGAUGGAUGGGUAUAUGCAUACUCUAACUCAAUAACAAUAUAAGUUGAAAAUUUUGUCAUACCUAUUUUGGAUUGUAUUUAUUUCACAAUCAUCUUGAUGAAAAUAAUAUCCAAUCGAAAUUGAUAGCCGUAUCAAUUAAGAAUUUGACCUAUUUCUUACACACCCUCUUGGUCAUAAAUCUUGCAUAAUUUUCUCCACGUUACAAGCACUAACACAAACUUGGAACUUCAAACAACAUGAACCCAACAUUCUAAACCACUUUCAAAUUUUCAAUAUUGAAUUCUCAACAAAAAAAAACCCUCAAAAACAUAAACAAUUGCAACCACCAUGUUCCUCUUAGAUCUAAACAAUUUAAGUCAAUUUUCUAUAAAUACCCACAACACAUUUUCACAAUCACAUCACUCUCAAAAACACCCACAAUUCCCAUUUCAGAAAUUCAAUUUCAAAUCCCAGAAAAAUGGGCUGUGUUAUCAAACUCAUUGAUGCAAUUUUAUUACUGUUCUUCCUUUUAAUGUCAGUUGUUAUCCCAUUGUUUGAUGCCCAAAAUUGUUUACCAAAAGAAUAUUAUCCUAAUGUUUUGGUAGAUCUAAAUUCAUGGUAUAGCAGUGUGUAUGGUGAUUAUUUGGUGGCUGAGAAGCCACAUUUCUUUGUGGGUCUAAUUUGGAUGGAAGUUCUUGUUCUUUGGCCAUUGUCAAUUAUCAAUCUUUUUGCUCUUAUUUCUUCGAAGUCGUGGUUUCGCACUACCUGCUUGAUCUAUGGAUCCUCCGUUGCCACCUCCAUGGCUGCAAUACUUUCUGAACUCUUGAGCUCAGGCAAAGCAUCAGAUAAGUUGAAAAUGGUGUACUUCCCAUUCAUGGGCUUCGCUGUGUUGGCGAUCCUACGUGGUUUACUUCCAUCAUCAUGCAAGCCUGCAGCUGUCGGCAAAAAUACUGUAGCAGGUAGGAAGAAGAGGGCUUGAAGUUACUAGCAUUGCAACUACAAUUUUGCCUUUCUGAGGUCCAUUGGAUAUUUGGAUGAUAUUCCUUCCAUUCUUGUUCCUGUGCUACAAUUAGAAAAGCUCCAUUUUGAGCCUUGAUCACAAUUUAAUGAUCAGAAUUUUGUAUUAUUACAAUUAUUUUGAUGGCCAUUGUUCUACAGAUUUGACUGUUUAUCA
This is a messenger RNA of Chenopodium quinoa (quinoa), 1485 nucleotides long. RefSeq names its product transmembrane protein 97-like. The record is from RefSeq and is a predicted model, not a curated record. The transcript has 2 exons. The coding region runs from base 790 to 1290 and encodes 166 amino acids. Gene Ontology annotation, cellular component: endoplasmic reticulum. NCBI's taxonomy places the organism in Eukaryota, Viridiplantae, Streptophyta, Magnoliopsida, Caryophyllales, Amaranthaceae.